Messenger RNA from Ciona intestinalis (vase tunicate), 778 nucleotides. Lineage: Eukaryota; Metazoa; Chordata; Ascidiacea; Phlebobranchia; Cionidae. The record is from RefSeq and is a predicted model, not a curated record.
UCUUUCCGCAGCCUACUAUAUGUAAUCUAUAUGCGUAAAGACCAAGAAAAAUCGUAUUGUGUUGUUGAGGUAACAGGUUAUUAAUUAAAAAGCAAGAAUGAAUUUUCCAUCACCUAAUCCUGCUGCUACUGUACUGCAAUCAUACAAUAAUGAAAUGGUCAAAUGUAUUGAAGAUCUUUGUUCGAAGAGGGACGAUCUUCGACGUCAGAUCGAGUCCGAUCAAGAAGAAAAGGCGAAACUGCAUAACGACAUUAGAAUUCUAACUAAUCGGCUUGCAAAAGUGAAUGAAGACAUCGCGAAAAAGAUGACGUCACAGAUCGAGUUUGACCAAGCUAUAUGCGAGACACAGACAGCAUAUGCACGAGUGAUGGAAACUUCACAAACGCUGUUACAGACUGUUCAUACUGCUGGGAACAAACUAAAAGCGAAAGAAGCAGCGUUAACCGGAUCGGAACUAAAACUUCCCACCCCAGGACCGAAACGAAAUUAAAAGUUUCCCAUUUUUUGACAGAUUUCUGUAAAAACGAGCUAUAUUUUGAACAGAAGGUUCUGAGUUUUGGCAAAUUUAACACCCAUGCCACAAACAUAAAAGUUUUGAUUCCACACCAGUGUUGUUAGGUUAUUUGCAUUAGUUUAUAGUUUGUAAAAAUCUUAGAAAAUGUGAAAAAAAUGUUCACCUUCUUUUACAGAACUGAUACUGUAUCAUUGUACAAGUGGCACUUACAUCCGUACCUAAUUUUUCACAACUGUAUAUUGCGAAUAAAACACGUCAUAAUAG